Abrus precatorius (Indian licorice) is the source of this 1116-nucleotide messenger RNA. Its product is annotated as ganglioside-induced differentiation-associated protein 2. The transcript has 3 exons. Lineage: Eukaryota; Viridiplantae; Streptophyta; Magnoliopsida; Fabales; Fabaceae. Bases 148 to 885 code for a protein of 245 amino acids. The record is from RefSeq and is a predicted model, not a curated record.
AUCCUCCGUCUGGCUUUUAACCUGUUUUAUCCCUGACUCGGUUGCACGAGUGAAGACACAACCAACCAAUAGCAAAUUAGCAAAAGCAACAGCCAACAAGUGAUAAACAACCACACACAUAGGUAGGGAUUUAGAUUAGGGGCGGCGAUGGGUCACUCAUCGGAGGAUUUCUCGGUGGUGGUGUUGGCAUCGGACCUCGGCGUCGAUGCACGACCCUUCCUCGCUCACCAACAACAAGAAGAAGCAGAGAAAUGGCACGACUGUUCCCAACACCUCUCCCCCGACGAUGACUUCUCAGAUCUCGAUCUCUUGCAAUUCCUUCUCUUCCAAGGUUCCGACAAAAACUCCCAUCGCAUUCUCCGCAUCGUCGGCAAGUACUUUCCCGCAACGGUUGUGAGUGCGGAGCGGCUGAAGAGGUAUGUUAUUCACAAAAUUUGCAGCGAGUUGCCAGAGGGGCCAUUCUGCAUUGUUUACAUGCACAGCACUGUUCAGAAGGAGGAUAACUCCCCUGGCCUAACCAUCUUGAGGUGGAUUUAUGAGGAACUUCCUGGUGAUUUCAAGGACAGGCUUCAAACUGUGUAUUUCGUCCAUCCUGGCCUUCGAUCCAGGAUAGUCAUGGCUACCCUUGGCCGGUUUUUCUUGAGUGGAGGAUUAUAUUGGAAGAUCAAAUAUGUAAGCCGCCUUCAGUACCUUUGGGAUGAUAUAAAGAAAGGAGAUAUUGAGAUACCAGAUUUUGUGAAAAGUCAUGAUGAUAUUCUGGAGCAAAGACCACUCACAGAUUAUGGCAUUGAACCUGACCCCUUUCACUUGACUGGGAUACCUUCAACUACGUUCUCGUUUGGAAAGUAUGAGGAGAGGUGGGCAGCAAGGGAUUUUGUAUCCUAGUAUGGUUAUUGCUUAGUUGUUCUAUGAAACACGAGCUGUUGUACAGAGUAGCUCUGAUAUUGUAUUUGUAUUUCUUGUACUCAUCUUUGAGUUUCUUUUUUAUUGAAUUAAACUUGACUGUAUACAACUACAUGUUUUACAUGCCAAGAGAAACUUAUUUCAGUGUAUUAAUCUAUGGAAGUUCAAAGUGUGCGUUCUCACAUGAUCAUACUUUCUUGAACAUUCCUUGAC